Molecule: messenger RNA, 1533 nt
Organism: Anopheles marshallii
Lineage: Eukaryota; Metazoa; Arthropoda; Insecta; Diptera; Culicidae
Product: probable cytochrome P450 4d14
Exons: 2
Coding region: 1-1533 (510 amino acids)
Molecular function (GO): iron ion binding; monooxygenase activity; oxidoreductase activity, acting on paired donors, with incorporation or reduction of molecular oxygen
Source: RefSeq, a predicted model, not a curated record
AUGUUUCUAGCGCUACUAGCAACGCUCGUCGGCAUUGCCACCAUCUGGGUGGUCACUACCAUCAUCCGGAAUCGGGCUACGGUGGCCAAACUUGCCAAGCAACUUCCAAGCUUCGCCGUCGUACCUUCGAUUCCGGUGCUUGGGUCGGCGUAUCACUUUAAAGAUCCAACACCGGAAGGUAUCUUCGCUACCUUUACCGGGUUCCACAAGCAGUACGGUCGGAAUCUCAUCACCCAGAGCCUGUUCAACUAUCCUUCGAUGCAGAUAUGUGACCCGAAAGUGAUCGAGCAGGUGAUACAAGCGCGCACGAUCGAUAAAUCGAUCAUUUACGACUUUAUGGUGCCGUGGCUCGGUACGGGGCUGGUCGUUUCGACCGGUUCGAAAUGGUCCCAGCGCAGGAAGAUCAUUACGCCGACGUUUCACUUUAAAAUUCUGGAAGACUUCCUUGUGAUCAUGAACCACCAGACGGACGUGUUGGUUGAGAAGUUGCGGAAGAGCCCACACGGUAAGGGUUUCGAUAUCUACGAGCAUGUGACGUACUGUGCGCUGGAUAUCAUCUCCGAGUCCGCCAUGGGCGUAAAGCUGAACACACAGCUGCAACCACACUCGGAAUAUGUGAUGGCGGUAAAAGAAAUCUCGGAUAUCAUCCUUAAGCGGCUUUUCUCCUUCCUGCGCGAGUACAAAUGGGCCUUCCAGUUUACCAAGGCACACAACCGUCAGGAGGAACUGUUAAAGGUGGUGCACGGUUUCGCGCAUCGGGUGAUAAGCGAGCGCAAGCAGCAGCUGCAGGACGAACGUGAACGGAAGCGGGCACAGGAAAAACUCGAAGAAGAGGACGUUUAUGGGAAGCGUCGCAUGACGCUGCUGGAUCUGCUGCUAAACGUCGAGAUUGACGGUAAAGCACUGUCCGAUUCGGAAAUACGCGAGGAGGUUGAUACGUUCAUGUUCGCCGGCCACGAUACAACGACGUCCUGCAUCAGUUUUGCUGCGUACCAUCUCUCCCGUGAUGCUCCCAUUCAGCAGCGGGCGUACGAAGAGAUUCAGGCCAUUGUCGGUCCGGAUGCUAAGAGCCGGGAGCUUACAUACGGUACACUGCAGGAGCUGAAGUACCUCGACAUGAUCAUCAAGGAAACGCUUCGCAUCAAUCCGUCCGUACCGAUCAUAGGCCGUCGUUCGGCAGGUGAUAUGCUUAUUGAUGGUGUUACCAUUCCGAAGGGUAUGGAUUUCGGCAUUCUGAUCUACGCGCUACACAACGACCCUGAACUGUACCCCGACCCGACCCGGUUCGAUCCGGAACGGUUCAGCGAGGAAGCGUCGGCCAAGCGGCAACCGUACGGCUACAUCCCGUUCAGUGUUGGUGCCCGUAACUGCAUCGGACAGCGAUAUGCCAUGCUAGAGAUUAAAACCAUGCUGGUGAAACUGUUGGCCAACUAUCGAUUUUUGCCGUGCGACGCCAGUAACAUUCUGCGUAUCAAAACCGACAUGACGCUAAAACCGGUAAACGGUGCGUUCGUAAAGAUUGUUCCAAGGUGA